This is a messenger RNA of Fusarium pseudograminearum CS3096, 3117 nucleotides long. RefSeq lists its product as uncharacterized. Gene Ontology annotation, biological process: Golgi to plasma membrane transport; exocytosis. NCBI's taxonomy places the organism in Eukaryota, Fungi, Ascomycota, Sordariomycetes, Hypocreales, Nectriaceae. Gene Ontology annotation, cellular component: exocyst. The record is from RefSeq and is a predicted model, not a curated record. Bases 1 to 3117 code for a protein of 1038 amino acids. The transcript has 3 exons.
AUGGCCGACAUGGAACGUACCAUCCUCGACUUUUACCAGAUUCCGACGCUAUAUCCCACGGAAUGGCCCGCCGAGAAGGACUUGGAAAAUCUGGAUGAAGAGGGAGAGGAUGAGAAGGGUGCCACUUUGAAGCGAAGGCAGUCUCGGUAUCAGGCGCUUGAAAGAGCUGUGAGCCAACGGAAGAGCAAUAUUCCUCGAGGGGACGACCAAGGAGGUGUCGGGAAUAUCGUGCAAAAAGACGAACCAGAUCCCUUGGGAACGACGGACAGUGUUGUUAGAACACUCAAGCAUCUUGGUCUACCCCUCCAAGAUGACCACCGACUACGUAACCGAUUUCUCCUUUCCUCGACAACCUUUUCGCCUGCGCUCUUUCUCUCUCAGAUGCAUGCCACCGCCGAUACCCGAGGCCUGCUCACCGGUCUCGAUGUCCUCUCACAGUCUAUUGACCAAAAGUCAGCCUCACUCAAGGUUCUAGUCGAAACCAACUUUGAAAGAUUCGUCAAAGCCAAGGCAACUAUAGAUAAUGUCUAUAAGGAGAUGAAAUAUCGAGGUGCUGAACCUCCCGACCCUAACAACCCAGGCCCCUCCAACGCAGCCCAACGCCGCAGCUAUCGAAACAGCAUGGUCGGCGCUGGGCUAGGCAUCAACAAUCCUCUGACAUCCCCCGGUACUGAUACACGUAAAAAGAAUGCCUUGACUAAAGAGAGCGAAUAUGGUGUUCUGGGUAUCAAAGGUCCGCUGCUCGAAGUCUCAGCAAAGGCCGAGGAUGUUUGGGGUCCUGCUUUGGGUGGAAGAGAGAAGGAAGAGAACCUGAAAACGGUUUCAAACCAUCUGACUCGAUUCAAAGACUACGUGGAACUGAGUACCUCGAUAGCAGACAGCAUCAAGCGAAAGGACUAUGAAUCGCUGGUCGACGAGUUCACGAGAGCCAGAAGAAUUGCAGACGAAAGCCGACAACUGGCGGAGGAACUUGGAGAAGAGACUCCGACAGAACCACAACUCUAUCAAUUAUUGAUAGCAGGGCGCAUGUGGCAUGACGUGGACCAGCAAAUUCGCAUGUUUAAACGCGACGUGUGGAAGCGGCUUGUCACUCUUUACACAGUAUCAAGAACAGAUGGACUAAGUGGUCGCAUACAAGAUCAGCAUAUGGAACUCAUCGGCUUGCUGUUGGAAUUGGGCGUCGACGACAACCCAAUCUGGGUUUGGCUCCUGAGUAGAUAUGAUCAUCUCAAGAGCAAAAUCCAGUCGACAGCAGAUCAUAUGAAGGUUGAGAUCGAGGUGCUUCGUCGCAGGCUAGCCAGCAACGAUAAGCCCAAUCCAAGCACGAUCGCCACACAUCUUCGAGCUCUCGGCCGGCCAGUAAUCGAGGACAAACCCAUGACUUUCGACUCGCCUGAGGUGGUAGAACUCUGGGAAAAGAUGUUGUCGUUCCUUACAAGCCUCCUAUCGAGUGAAGGAAUUCUGGGCGAGGUUGUAGAAUUCUGGCAAACGGUGCAAGGAUUUAUCAAUGGUUCUGCCCAGGCUGCCCUUCCUGUAGGUUAUCGUGGCGAGUCUCGACAUCACCAUGAGCUGUCACAGCAGAGCAUCAACGAGUUGAGAAAGGGGGCAGUGGAAUUGGUGGAUCUACUUCGAGAACACACCUAUUCUUUCUUCGUAGACAUGCCCCCUGAAGAUGUCUCGUUACUCUUUUCACCGCUUCCCAAGACGCCGGUCCCGGGGACUCCUGGCUCUGACUCGCUGGCAUCUCCGCGAGAUCCUCGCUUUAACUUUGAUCCCAACAAUAUGCCACCUCCCUCGCCCAAGAGAGGCGAGGUUUGGGAAAAGCUGGCUUUCUGGCCCCCAUGGUCCAAUUCCAUCAGUGGUGUUCAUUACUUAUCAAAAAUGUUGACUCUAGUUGGUGCUGGAGCUGGCGACUUGGCUUGCAUCGAGCCAGUUGAGUCAGGGGAAGGCCAGGUUCUCGAUCGCCUCAGAAGUCUUGUCGGUGGCUCUCGAGAUCGUUGCGUCACAGCAUUGUGCGCCGCUUGGAACCGAGAUGCUGAAAACAUCAAGUUUGUCGAGGAUUGGCAGCGAUCGGUUGAGAUGGGUGAUGUGACACGUAUGCCAGCCACCUUUGCUGCUUUCGAAGGAUCAGUAUUGUCGGGCAUGCAGAAAAUCCUCUAUAUUCCCGAUGCCAUGUCCAGGUCAGGUUCGGGAGAUAUUGUCUUGCCGCCACCGACAAAGCUUCUUCAAAUGGUUCGCAGCCAAUACGUGACCACGCUGUACAAGGCAUUGAGUGGCAUGGUUGAGAAUGCUGAGAGAUCGCUGAAGAAGACCGAAGACGACUGGUCAAUUGACGACGAGAGCUCCCUUGCGUCAGCAGCAGCGCCGUCUAUGGCGGGCAAAGGAGCAUUGGACUCGGGAGAUAGGAACGUUCGUAUGCUUAUGACCUUGAGCAAUCUUUCAUCACUUCAAUCGCAAGUGGUGCCCAGUCUUAACCUGCAGUUUGAAAACGCAUUCUCCGUCAAGUUGACUGACGAGUCCAAGAAGAUUCGUGAAGUCCUUGGUCAAAUUCACGACCGUCUCUUCCAAUCCUACACCAAGCAGUCGAUUGAGAGGCUUCGCGAUGUCAUUCAGUCUGGUAUCUCAGCCCCUGACUGGGCCCCUGGUCAAGGACAACGCACACAAGUCGCCAAGCCAUAUGUCUACGAUGCUCUUCUUACGCUUGUUCUCGUUCACUCACAGGUCUCCACUACUGCGCCAGCCCUCACAGUCGAAGUACUAUCCUUCCUUCUUGAGCAGACAUCUACCCAACUCCUGGAGGCAUUCAGGCGCCGCCCACGGUACACUCUUGAAGCUUUAAUGCAAGCGACGCUCGAUGUCGAGUUUGUUGCCCAAACGCUUAGCCAUUACACCUCUGAACGAGCGUCAGAGCUGCAGAGUCAGAUUUACCAAGAACUCGAUGCACGUACAGACAAUGAUGCUCGGGCUCGUCUGCAGGGCGAACUCACUGAGAUGCGCACUGUCCUCAAACGUCUAAGAGACGCAAGUAAGAACGAAUUUGCUUGCUUCAAGAAACCAAAACGGCCUGGCCACGGUCCUAGCAGAAACAAUAGCGGUAUAUCUGGUAUCUCGGCCUAG